CAAAUUCCACCAUUAUUUUCAUCAUUUAUGAGUACACAUCAACUAAUAUUAACUGAAAAUUAUGAAAAUGAAUUAAUGGCAGAUAUUUUUAGAUUUGCUUCUUUAGUUAUUUUGGAGAUUCAAAAGAAAUUUCUGGAUCAUCUAUUAUUGAAUGCAAUACAAAUACUUAAUCCAAAAGAAUGGCCAAGAAAUAAAGAAGAGUUGUUAAAAUUUGGAGAUGAUUUCGAUUUUAAUCAAGCACUUACAAUUUGGUUAAAGAUGCGUAAAAGAAAAGUUUAA
Molecule: messenger RNA, 279 nt
Organism: Funneliformis mosseae
Lineage: Eukaryota; Fungi; Glomeromycota; Glomeromycetes; Glomerales; Glomeraceae
Source: the annotation of a GenBank genome assembly